This is a messenger RNA of Pimephales promelas (fathead minnow), 1775 nucleotides long. It is a transcript of the gene prph, whose product is annotated as peripherin. NCBI's taxonomy places the organism in Eukaryota, Metazoa, Chordata, Actinopteri, Cypriniformes, Leuciscidae. The record is from RefSeq and is a predicted model, not a curated record. Gene Ontology annotation, biological process: intermediate filament organization. Gene Ontology annotation, molecular function: structural constituent of cytoskeleton. Gene Ontology annotation, cellular component: type III intermediate filament; cytoplasm; plasma membrane.
CUCGCAUCCUGCCGUGACUCAGCUUCGAUCACAACAGGCACACGGACCAGAAGAAGAGAGGAAGAUACACUAGUUUAUCAUUCUAAAGUACAAGGAUUAUAGGCAAAAUCAUGAGUCACUCCUCAUAUCAUCGCACCUCUUAUCAGCGCACUUUUGGGCCGCCUGCCUAUAGCCCAGUGUCCAGUCGCGUAGGAGGCCGCUACAUCUCCUCCUCCACACCCGCCCGCUCUGUGGACUUCAGGAGCCGCUCCAGCGCUCCGGGCCCCCGGCUCUCGUAUGAUAAAGUGGACUUCUCUCUGGCAGAGGCCGUCAACCAGGAGUUCCUGACCACGCGCAGCAACGAGAAACGAGAACUGCAGGAACUCAACGACCGCUUCGCCAGCUUCAUCGAGAAGGUGCGCUAUCUGGAGCAGCAGAACUCGAAGCUGACUCUGGAGUUGGGUCAGUUUAAGGAGCAGCAGCAGGGGCCGUCGGGACGGGUCAACGAGCUGUGCCAGCAGGAGAUGAGGGAGAUGCGCAGACAGAUGGAGCUCAUGGGCAACGAUCGAGACCAGAUGCAGGUGGAGAGGGACAACCUGGCCGAAGAUGUGGCCCUGCUCAAGCAGAGGUUAAAUGAGGAGAUGCAGAAAAGACAGGAAGCUGAAAAUAACCUGACUCUCUUUCGUAAGGAUGUGGAUAGUGCUACACUCGCCCGUCUGGAACUGGAGAGGAAGAUUGAGUCGCUGAUGGAUGAGAUUGAGUUCCUCAAGAAGAUGCAUGAUGAGGAAAUUCAGGAUGUGCAUGUGAGCGUUCAGAACCAGCAGCUGAAGAUGGAGGUGAUGGAGACGUCCAGCCGGCCUGAUCUGACCGCAGCGCUGCGGGACAUCAGAGCUCAGUACGAGACCAUCGCCACCAAGAACAUGCAUGAGUCUGAGGACUGGUACAAGUCCAAGUUUGCAGACCUGAACGAUUCAGCCAAGCGUAAUGCUGAGGCAAUGAGACAGGCUAAACAAGAGGCCAAUGACCUGAGGAGGCAGAUCCAGGGCCAGAACUACGACAUUGACUCUCUCAAGAACACUAAUGAGGCUCUGUCGAGGCAGAUGAGAGAAAUGGAAGAGCAGUUCGCUGGAGAGGCUGGAAACUAUCAAGAUAGUGUGGGGCGUCUAGAAGAGGAGAUACAGCGCCUGAAGGAGGAGAUGUCACGCCAUCUGCGGGAAUACCAGGAUCUGCUCAACGUCAAGAUGGCCCUGGACAUCGAGAUCGCCACCUACAGGAAGCUUCUGGAGGGAGAGGAAAACCGAAUUACGGUUCCUAUCAUGAAAAUGCCUUCAAUGAGUGGUGGACAGUUCAGUGGUGAUUAUGGUCAAUUUUCUGAUUCUGGAGCUGGAAAGAAAGUCUUGAUCAAGACUGUGGAGAUUCGAGAUGGAGAGGUGAUGAAAGAAUCUACAAAGGAAAAGAACCGAGAUGAGAAGAAAGAUUCACAGGGUCAAGGAGAUUAGAGCGUCUAGAUGAAAAAAAAAAUGCUUGAGUUAUUGAUUGUGUCGCAAUUUUAAAUGGACUCUUAAGAGUAAAAUUUAGAGUGAUGCUUGUAGUGUAGUGAAUAAUCAGCAAAUGUGUGACUCAGUAUUGUGUACGAUGGUGCUAUUAACAUAUAUGUGCAUAACAUGACUGCCUUAUCUGAAUAAAUCAUGUGUGUAGACUUAAUGUCACUAACUCUAACAAACAUCAGAAACAAUAUUUCAGAAGUUCACGUGUCAGUAUAAUCUUCAAAUAAAAGAAUGUAAUGUGAAUGUAAA